CCGCGAGAUAGCGCUGCUUUCUAUGCGCUGUCACCAAGGCAAACUUUUUCCUUGCGAAAUAAUGGUCAAUGGUAUUAUUUCGCACGGAGGCUCGCGAAAUUUUGACAGUUUUGAGAAUCAAUAUUUUGAAUUUGAAUGGCACACCCGAACAAAGCAGCCACAAGAGCAGCAUUUUUCGUCAGCAGCAGAAGCAGCAGCCAUCUAUCUACUUGAUAAGUUUUCAUCAACAACAACCAGAUGCUACAAAUCAGCUCAACAUCCUGGAUCAGGCAAUCAGCCAACCAACAUUAAAUCGAUACAACCGUAGCAGUACCAACAACUCCAAAUCCAGCAACAAUCUCUCAAAAAAGAACCACAGCAAUUACAGCUCAGAACCAACAAAGCAACAAGAGCUUUUUUUACGAAUAAUGGACCCAACGGACACACUUUAUCGGCACAUUCUGUCGUAA
Messenger RNA from Topomyia yanbarensis, 449 nucleotides. RefSeq lists its product as uncharacterized. Lineage: Eukaryota; Metazoa; Arthropoda; Insecta; Diptera; Culicidae. The transcript is spliced from 3 exons. The record is from RefSeq and is a predicted model, not a curated record. The coding region runs from base 69 to 449 and encodes 126 amino acids.